Molecule: messenger RNA, 1508 nt
Organism: Chelonia mydas (Green sea turtle)
Lineage: Eukaryota; Metazoa; Chordata; Testudines; Cheloniidae
Product: zona pellucida sperm-binding protein 3
Exons: 9
Coding region: 29-1465 (478 amino acids)
Biological process (GO): egg coat formation; binding of sperm to zona pellucida; positive regulation of acrosome reaction
Cellular component (GO): extracellular matrix
Molecular function (GO): acrosin binding
Source: RefSeq, a predicted model, not a curated record
UGGCUGUUUCCUGAGUAGAGAGUGGAAGAUGGGAGCUCCUGUGGGGAGCUGGGCUUUGCUCCUCUUAGUCACUGGUGCUUGGGCUCAAAAUGCUUCAGUGUCAGUGGUGUGUGGCAGCUCGCGGCUUCAGAUCACGGUGCUGGUGGAUCUCUUUGGGAACGGCGUGACUGUCUCUGCCAGGGAGCUGACACUGGGGGCUGGCUGUGCCGUGACUGCUGUUGAGCCAGAUAGAUUCCAGCUAGAACACCUGCUAUCGGCAUGUGGGGCCACCAUGGAGCUCCUCCCUGACACCAUCCACUACAGAAACUUCCUUUACUACAGACCUUCUGCCAUGGGGGGUGUGAUCCGAGCCAGCGCCUUCUCCCUCCCCAUAGACUGCUUCUACCCCAGGACUGGGAAUGUCUCUUCCUUGGGCCUCCAACCCACCUGGAUCCCCUUCAGCUCCACUCUAAUGCACAGACGGCGUCUGGACUUUGCCCUGGAUGUAUAUGACAGUACCUGGUCAUCCCCCCUGUCUGACCCCACUUACUACCUUGGUGACCUGAUAAACAUCCAGGCAUCAGUGAGAACUGGCAGCCAUGCACCUCUGAGGAUCUACGUGGAUGAAUGUGUGGCCCGGCCAAGUGCAGAGUCUUCCAUGAAAUAUGAGGUCAUCACAGACCAUGGGUGCCUUGUGGAUGGGCAGCACAGCCGCUCCCACUUCCUUGCCCCACGAGGAGACCAGUUCCUCCGUUUCCAGCUGGACACAUUUGUCUUCUCCGGUGCUUCCAACAGCCAGAUCUACCUCCUGUGCCACCUGAAGGCAGUGGCUGCCGGCCCUGCCGACCAGCACAACAAGGCCUGCUCCUAUGAUCCAGCCACUGCAGCCUGGCACUCCCAUGACGGAGGAGACUGCUCCUGCUGUGCUUCCCCUGCUGGCUGUGGGAGCAGGAGGCGGCGCCGGCAUCUGCCUCAGGAAAGGGAAGGGCUCCUUGGAGAAGCAGACCUCCAGCUCGGCCCUAUCAAGCUGGCCUCCAAUUCCUCCACUACACUGGGCUCCAGAUCCCUAACAUUGGCUUCUACAGAGCCCACCUCUGCCAUGGCAGGGGCUGUUGAGCUCUCUUACACUGUGCCCAUCUCUGGCACCCCUAAAGCCAUCCACCCUGUCCUGUUCUCUCCCAAUCGGGCCAUGAACCCCAUCGUGAGAGGGGACAUGAAGGAGUCCUCAGGGCUGCAACUCUCCUUCUCUGUCACCACCCUGGCCAUCGCAGUGCUGUGCUCACUCUUUGUCUUCCUGGGAAUCCUGGGUUGCUACUGCUCCACCAAGCGCUACCACAGAGGAUACCGGAUGGGUGCCAUUGAUGCUGCCUUGGGGGAGUCCGGUGCUGUUGCCAUGGCACCCACAGCCUCUGGGGACUCCAAUGUAGCCUCUAAGAAACCUGGUGCUGUGGUGGCUGCAGCCUGUGGGGAGUCUGGCUCUGUAUGAAACUCUAGUUGCCUCUUAAAAAUAAAAUAAACCAGUCAGUCAA